AUGGCAGCCCGUCAAGAUGGAGAAGAUGGAGAAGACGGAGAGGACUAUUUCCUCCCUCUCGAAGAUCAGAGUAUCUUUGGUGCGGGAAUCCGUCGCAAACGAGUCCAAUUCGUACGCUCGUCCGAACAUGAAUUGAAUACAACUACAACAACACGACCAUCCUCUACACCCUCAGGUCCAAGCAUCGCAGAUGCAUACCUCUCGAUCGUCCUCAAUAAAAAAGGCACAGUCAGUGCAAGUCCAUCAUCACCCAAUCUACCCACCGAACAAAAACAAGAACCUUCUCCGCGCGAAACACACUCCGCACCUCCAUCUUCCCACGCACCCUCCCCUCAACCACCUUCGCAAACCACCGAUCACUGUGAUAUAUGCAACUUACCCCUCUCCUCCGACCCCUCAAAAGGAAAUUCCGAAUCGGACUCAAUAGACCGACCACACGAAGCCUCCCUCGCCCACCAAGUCUGCCUAACCCAUUCCCACCCACCCUCCCAUCUCGACCGAACCCGCGUCGGCCUGAAAUAUCUCUCCACAUACGGCUGGGAUCCCGACAGUCGGCGCGGUCUCGGAGCACCAGGUCGAGAAGGAAUCAGGGAGCCAUUGAAAGGCCGUGUUAAAAAUGAUACGACCGGUCUAGGCGCCGGUCUAGACGCGGACGGAGAUCGAAUUAAAGAUCCGCCUCCUCCGCCGCCUAAGAAGGUGCAGAAACUUAAUGCGAAGCAGAUGAGGAAGAAUCAGGCGGAGGAGCGGAAGAGGGGGGAGAAGUUGAGGAAUCUUUUCUUUAUGAGUGAUGAUGUGUUGAAAUAUCUUGGGGAGGAAGUGUGA
Molecule: messenger RNA, 822 nt
Organism: Penicillium waksmanii
Lineage: Eukaryota; Fungi; Ascomycota; Eurotiomycetes; Eurotiales; Aspergillaceae
Product: putative G-patch domain protein
Exons: 1
Coding region: 1-822 (273 amino acids)
Molecular function (GO): nucleic acid binding
Source: RefSeq, a predicted model, not a curated record